Messenger RNA from Helobdella robusta, 588 nucleotides. RefSeq lists its product as hypothetical. Gene Ontology annotation, cellular component: cytoplasm; nuclear pore. NCBI's taxonomy places the organism in Eukaryota, Metazoa, Annelida, Clitellata, Rhynchobdellida, Glossiphoniidae. Gene Ontology annotation, molecular function: GTPase activator activity. The record is from RefSeq and is a predicted model, not a curated record. Gene Ontology annotation, biological process: intracellular transport. The transcript has a single exon. The annotation marks the transcript as partial.
AUGAUUCCCACCACCUCAGGUAACAGCUCUGUAUCAUUUAUCCUUCCAACUCCGCUGGUUAAGGUAAGUGAAAUUAAUACAGAUUCAAAAGCAUCUCUUAUUGACAAAUCUACAAGAGACAUAGAAGAAGAAGCAGUAGAAGAAUUUGAACCGGUUGGAGACUUCAAACCCUUGGUGUCUCUCCCUAUAGUAAAUGUUGUGACAGGAGAAGAGAAUGAUACUAAAUUGUUUGGAGAAAGAGCCAAAUUAUAUAGAAUGGAUGUCGCAUCUAAACAAUGGAAAGAAAGAGGAGUUGGCGAAAUUAAAUUGUUGUCAAAUGAUCUGAAUAAUAAAUUUAGGGUUUUGAUGCGCAGAGAACAGGUGCUAAAGGUGUGCGCUAAUCAUUAUAUAACGCCAGGCAUGAAUCUUGUCGAAUUGCAAUCAUCUGAAAAUUCUUUUUGUUGGUUGGCUAAAGAUUUUGCCGAUGAAGAAAUGAAAGAGGAAAAGUUCUGCAUUAGAUUCAAAACUAAAGAACAGGCUACCAAGUUUAAAGAAUGUUUCACUUCUUGUCAAAAACGAUUGAAUGAAUUUAGCAUGAUGACUAAAAAA